CAUGUAUAAAGACUCAAGCACAUCCAGCGUAAUUCAAUUUCCUACUUUCUUUCUCUUUUUUUUUUUUUUUUUUUUUUUUUUAGUAUGUCCACACUUACAGAUGAUUCAUAUAGGGAAUUAGCAAUUCAGCCAUCACUUGUGUAUCCAUCAUUACCAAAAUACAACCGUCUACAAACAGAUGACGAUAACAGACAAACCUGUAUUCACUUUGCUUCUAGACUUAUUAAACUAAGAUCAGAAUUAAGAUCACCUUCUUACAUGAAGUCAACACCGUUAUUAAGUAGAGUAAACUCUUUGCCCAAUGUAAAUCGAUAUCAACCGGAAGAAGAUGACGAACAGAGCAUUAUUACGUAUAUCACAGACGAAACCUCCAUACCUGUACACUCUAGACGUAAGAACCAUCAUUAUUUAGCACUACCGCCCAUUACCUCGAAAAGGUCAUUGUCUUUACGUGAAAUGACACGACCAAUGAAAAACGAGAAUCGGUAUACUAUAGGAUUUACAACACAACUGUUUCCAUCUGAGAUGCAGCAUGAGAAGGAGGAGGAGGAGGAGGAGAUAGAAAAAAAGAAGGAGGAGGUUGUCAUGACACCCACCCCGAGUCAUUCAAAUAAAAGUGUGUACAGUACCAUGAGUAGCGAUAGUGAAGAUGAUUUAAAUAAUAAAAAUCUUAUAAAAACAAGAGCGACAGCCUUUUUCGUCUCUUUAUCUCCGUGUUCCGCGGCUGCUGCAUCAGUCGCUAAAUGGAAACGAAGAAACAUACGCAAAGGCAAACACUUAAUUUAACUCUCUCUCUCUCCCCCCCCCCUUUAUUCUCUUUUUCAUAAACAAUAAAAUAUGCACAUUAAUUCACUUUGCUAAUUUAGUCAUGGUGCCAUUUCUCAAUUAUUUUAUCAUUGAUACGAACCUAUUUUUAUUUUUUAAAAAAAAA
This is a messenger RNA of Mucor mucedo, 931 nucleotides long. RefSeq lists its product as uncharacterized. NCBI's taxonomy places the organism in Eukaryota, Fungi, Mucoromycota, Mucoromycetes, Mucorales, Mucoraceae. The record is from RefSeq and is a predicted model, not a curated record. The coding region runs from base 85 to 786 and encodes 233 amino acids. The transcript has a single exon.